ACCUUGGAAGAAUCAAACAAUCCCUCUUUUUCAUCUUCCUUUCCCACAUUUUCCCUCCUUUUUCUUUUCCUCUGGCAAUCAUUCAUUCACCUUUCUUACCAAAUUUCACUGCCAUCGCCUAUCAAUCAAUACUGAACACUAACAUUUUUAGUCCCGUUUUCUGAGGAUGGAAGUUCGUGAGGAUCAGGAUGAAGAACGUAGCCCGGAAAAGAAUAUGCUUCCACCGCCAGUCGGAACCUUUCCGACCCGUGAAAAGCUUCUUAAACACGUCCGAGACUUUGCCUUGACACAGGGAUACAUGGUUUCCAUUAAGGAUUCUGCAAAGGAUAGGUAUGUAACAAUUGCCUGUGACCGAAGUGGUGUUUACCGUAAAAGGCUCAAAACCGGCGAGGGUAUGCGACAAAGGAAGAAUAACUCUCGCCUCACAAAUUGCCCUUUUGAAGUAGUGGGGAAAAAGGAUGAGGAUUCAUGGACACUCACCAUUAAGAAUGGAGAACACAACCAUGAGCCUUCGAAGGACACUUCUGACCACCCUUCUUGUCGUCGGUUUAGUGAAGAAGAGGUGCUGUUGAUAAGGGAAAUGACUUCAGCUGGUAAGAGGCCACGCCAAAUUCUCAAGGCUUUGAAGCAAAGAAACCCAAAUCUUGUGUCUGAUUCCAGGAAUGUUUACAACAUUAAAGCUAAGAUCCAUCGAGAAAUUUUAUCAGGCAAGAGAAUGGAGUCGUCAUCGUCAUCGCCUCCAUCAUCAGCCAUAAAUGAUGUGUUGAGGAGGUUCAUGACAUUGGAACAACAACCAAUGGUACUCCAGAAUGGUGCGAAAGUGACUGAUACAAAGACUUUAGCAGCAGAGCUCUGCUGCCGCAUCUACUCUCUUGGAUGGUUUUCGGUUGUUGGAGGCAGCAUUGCCAUCAAAGUCCAUGAUGAAUCCGUUCCUAAGCCUGCACAGCUCAUUAUCAUGUCCCCUAUUGGUGUUCAGAAGGAAAGAAUGGAUGCAGAGGACAUGUAUGUGCUAUCUUCAGAUGGAUAUAUAUUGUCGACACCUUCUCUUAAUCCUUAUCCUCAUAAGCCCCUGAAAUGUAGUGAUAUUCUUCCCUUCAUGAAGGUGUUUGAGAUGUGUAAUGCAGGGGCUGUUGUUCACAGUCUUGGGAUGCAGUCUUGUAUUGUAACAAUGCUUAAUCCAUCCUCAAAGGAGUUUCGAAUCACACAUAUGGAGAUGAUAAAAGGAAUUCCGGGACAUGGUUAUCAUGAUGAACUUGUCGUCCCAAUAAUUGAGGACACUGCACAUGAAGAGGGGCUCAUGGAGGCUCUUGCUGAAGCUAUCAGUGCUUACCCCAAAACAACAGCAAUACUUGUUCGUAACCACGGGGUGUAUAUAUGGGGUGAAUCAUGGAUCAGCGCAAAAACUCAGGCUGAAUGUUAUCACUAUCUCUUCGAUGCUGCUAUCAAGCUUCAUCAGCUGGGAUUAGAUUGGUCUACACGUAGUCAUGGUCCUCUUCAGAAUGCUAGAGUAUCUUGGGGAUGUAACAGGAAUUUCAACAGAGCUCCAAAGGCAGGGGCUCAGAGUUCAGAUUAUGUGAUCGAGCCUUCCCAACGAUGUGUACUUCUUGACAUUGAAGGGACAACAACUCCUAUAUCGUUUUUCACCGAUGUUCUUGUACCAUAUGCCCAUGAUAAUGUUGGAAAGCAUUUUUCUUCUACUUAUGACAGUGAAGAAACUCAGAACGAUAUUGAUUUUCUACGUUCUCAAAUUGAGAAUGAUUUGGAACAAGGUAUAAUUGGUGCUUUGCCUAUUUGUCCAGAUUAUCUUGGAAAAGAGUUGGUUAUUGCUUCUUUAGUUGCUAAUAUAGACGCAAUGAUUAGUGCUGACAGAAGUGUUCCUUCUCUAAAACAACUGCAAGAUCACGUGUGGAGAAUUGGAUUCCAAACCAAUCAGUUGGUGGGUGUUUUAUUUGAUGAUGUUGCAGAAGCUCUUGAGAGAUGGCAUAGUUUGGGCUUUAACGUGUACAUAUACUCCAGUGGUAGCAGAGAAACACAGCAGCUUCUGUUUGCAAAUUCCAAUUAUGGGGACUUGAGAAAGUACUUGUGCGGAUACUUUGAUACCUCAAUCGGAAACAAAAAUGAAAUACAUAGUUACAUCGAGAUUUUGCGAACAGUGGGAGUAGAUAAGCCAGCUGACAUGUUGUUCAUUACAGAUGUUCUUCAAGAAGCCGUGGCUGCAAGGGCUACGGGGUUGGAAGCAAUAAUAUCUAUCCGGCCGGGCAACGGAACCCUUCCAGAGAAUCAUGGAUUUAGAACAAUCGAGUCCUUACUGGAAAUAUGAAACUCUGUUUUUGGUCAUGAUGGUUUAUAUUUUUUCAGGUGUACAUAAAUUUUGAUUCACUAUUGUAAAUAUCACAAUUCUAGUAUCAAUUGUCCUUGUUUAUGAAAAUUGUGUUUAGGGGAAUUCAUUCGGAUCUGCGUGUCAAGGGAAAAGAAGGGUAUAUUGUUAUUUUUCAUCUUUUUCAACA
Morus notabilis is the source of this 2507-nucleotide messenger RNA. RefSeq names its product probable bifunctional methylthioribulose-1-phosphate dehydratase/enolase-phosphatase E1 2. Gene Ontology annotation, molecular function: methylthioribulose 1-phosphate dehydratase activity; acireductone synthase activity; magnesium ion binding. NCBI's taxonomy places the organism in Eukaryota, Viridiplantae, Streptophyta, Magnoliopsida, Rosales, Moraceae. The transcript is spliced from 14 exons. Gene Ontology annotation, cellular component: cytoplasm. Bases 167 to 2320 code for a protein of 717 amino acids. The record is from RefSeq and is a predicted model, not a curated record.